This is a messenger RNA of Punctularia strigosozonata HHB-11173 SS5, 1710 nucleotides long. Its product is annotated as P-loop containing nucleoside triphosphate hydrolase protein. Gene Ontology annotation, biological process: double-strand break repair via homologous recombination. NCBI's taxonomy places the organism in Eukaryota, Fungi, Basidiomycota, Agaricomycetes, Corticiales, Punctulariaceae. The record is from RefSeq and is a predicted model, not a curated record. Gene Ontology annotation, cellular component: chromosome; cytoplasm. The annotation marks the transcript as partial. Gene Ontology annotation, molecular function: four-way junction helicase activity; ATP binding; 3'-5' DNA helicase activity. The transcript is spliced from 2 exons.
UGGUUGGAAUCUUUACUCAAGGAAAAAUGCAAUAUCACUUCUGUUCGCCCAUUUCAACUGGACCACGGCUUGGAUCUCAUGGCCGGACGCGAUCUCAUGCUGGUAACAGCUACCGGGACAGGAAAAACAACGGUUCUUCAUGCACCUUUGCUUGCAGCACAAGCUCGGAAGGAAACUGGGAUCGCAUUUAUUGUGAUUCCGACGAAACUCCUGGGUGAACAGCAUGCAAAAUCUGCAACGUCUCGAGGUCUAUAUUCACUAUGUCUAAACGAAGAUACCGUUCGUGACGCUCGUGACACGGGUCAGGACCUCUUCAAGGAGGCCUUUGAGUCGCCCGGCAUCCGCGUCAUCUCCAUCAGUCCACAGAUGCUCCAACACCAGCGAAUAAACCAGUAUCUCUCACAAGCUACGUUCAAACGUCAGAUUCGGUGGUUCUUCGUCGACGAAGCCCAGCUCGUUAACCAGCAGUUCGGCGAGUGGUGUACCGCAUAUCGAGCCCUUAAGCAUAUGCGGGCCCGACUCUUCACCUCCGUGACAUGGGCAGCGGUGACCGGUACAGCGACACAUUCCGAGGCUGCGAUCAUUCGCAAAGAGCUGGGAUUUCACCCGAGUUCUUUCGUCAACGCCCGGUACUCCAUCGAUCGCCCAAACAUCAAGUACAUUCCACGUUUUUUCGAACAUCCAUACACCGGCUACCAAUUCCUCGACCUCAGCUUCCUCAUACCUUGUGACAUGACAGCUCCGACAGACAUCCCGACAACGCUCAUCUUUGCGGAGACGAUCGAGCUCGGGUGGCGUAUUAUGGUCUUCCUUGACCAUCUAAUUCCCCUCCAUGUGCCCCAUCGCCGGUCAAUCAUCAAGCUUUACAAUUCACUCUUUGAACGCCCAUAUCGCGAAGAAUUCAUCAAGGACAUCCAAAGCGGCGAGAUUCUGAGGAUAGGUGUAUGUACGGACACCUGCGCGUACGGUUUUGACGCGCCAAACAUUACACGAGUCGUGAUUGCCGGCAUACCUGCUUUUCAGAAGGAUCGCCCGCCCUCCUUUGCUGCCCAAAUGCAGAAGAUUGGCCGUGCAGUUCGCAAUGGAUCUCUUGGUGUGGCAUAUACAUUCGCACCUCCAUGGGUCCGCAUCAUACCGGAGAACGAGAUCACCACAGCGCAACAGAAAACAGAUGCUGCACGACGCGCCAAACUCGACCCGCAGAUGCUUCAAUGGUUCAACUCGUCGCAAGAGUUCUGUCCGCGCCAGUCGAAUCUCGCCGCCAAUGAUGAACCGUUUGCCAUCCGUGAUGGCUGUUGCGCUUUUCAUGCACCAAGUCCAGAAUUCGAGUGCGACGCUACGGCUGUAGCGUGCUGGAAGGAGCGUUUAGAAACCGCCAGGGUCAGCGACUCACAGCCGCUGCGUUCCGAUGGGACCUACAAAGCUCUUGAGCCUCAGAUGCGAGCGUCGUUGAUUCGCAUGCUGGAAGGCUGGCGCGGUCGUACGUGGGGUCAGCUUCGAGGGGACCGGCUUGAAUAUCCAUCUGUUUUGUUCUUCCCAACGAAUAUUCUGCGACAGCUUGCGGAAAAAGUCCACCUCUGCACGACCUUUGAACGGUUCUGCAUCGUUGUCAGUGGAUGGGAUCAUCUUGACGAGCACGGUGCAGCUCUCUUUCGCUUUGUUUCAGCUGCGUUAGAGGGCUUUGGAGACGUCAUCAAGGAGCGUAGCGAA